AUGGCCAACACCCUCGACAAGGUGGCGGAAGAAACGGUCCGCUCGCUAGAAACUCGCUUACGCCGAAUCGAGUUCGUCCUUUCUGGCACAAGCGAAGACCCCGUCAGCGACCUCUUCGCCCUCCGAAACGCCGGACGAGAGAAUUCCGUGCACGCCCGGUUGGCAGCACUGGAACACGACCUGGCCAAAUUAUGCAGGAAGUCGACCACCGUGAAGGAAAUGAUUGAUCUACGUCAGCCACUCCUCCUCCCCUUCCCCACUCCACGCCGACCCGUUGACAAACAGCAGACAAAAACUGCCCCGAAAUCUUCAAAGCCGCACAAACUCAUCCUCACGCAACCUCCUCAUCCUCGUCGUCAACCCUGACUCCCUGCGAGAAGCUAUCCACAGCCCUCACCGCUGCUCCAUCCAUACAUGCUACCUCCUCUCAAUUGACCUCGAUCCGAGACACUCCGAUCCCUGACCCCAACGUAUCCGCCGACCUCAUCGCCCUUCUUCCCCGCAUCAACCGCACAGAGAUUAUGCAGCAGACGCAGGCGCGGGAGAUCGCCGAGUUGAGGAGACGCAGUGCAGCCUUGCUGGAGAGGUGGUACCUCCUUGGGGUCGAGGGGGUUAACGAGUGCUUUGCCGAGUGGGAUGAGCGGACACUCGAGGUUGAUAAGUUGCUCUCUAGAAAGUUGAGGAUGGCGGAGGAAUGA
Molecule: messenger RNA, 698 nt
Organism: Tuber aestivum (summer truffle)
Lineage: Eukaryota; Fungi; Ascomycota; Pezizomycetes; Pezizales; Tuberaceae
Source: the annotation of a GenBank genome assembly